AAUUCAGCCUAAAAAAUUUAGUCCCUUGUUAAAAGCAUAUUAUUUUGAUCAACGUACCCUCAACCUCCUCCAUCUCGCCCUAGGAUCCCAUCGAUUUAUUUUUGAAAAUCAUGGGAGGUUGUGCGAGCAGACCCAAGGAAUUUAAUGCCAAACAGGAACCCCUGCUUCCUCCUGAGGAUCCCACCACCCCUAAGAAGGUUGAGGGCGAGACUGUUUCACAAGAGGAACCUUCGAUAGAUUCUUCUGAGGCGGCCGCAAAGACUGAAGAGCCAUCCACUGAAUCCAAGCCUGCCGAGGCAGAAGCGGGUGCAGAGGAGGCUGCCAAGCCAACAGAGGACAAAUUUGAGGCUGCAGUUGAAAACAAAGAAACAAAGGAGGAGAAGAAGGAGGAAGUAAAAGAACAAGGUGGUGAUGCACCUCUUGUUAAGCUUUGAUGUUCAUGUCACUGCUUAAACUCUUGUGUUUUUUCGCUGACAAAAGGAAAUUUUGUACGAUUGUGUAAAGAGCGAGAAUUGAUUAUUUUUUCAUGACUUGAUUUUUUGGGCCCUCUUGUAUGAACAAUCUGCAAUAAAUAAAUAAAUAAAAGUUUGUUUUUGUUUAUAGAA
Molecule: messenger RNA, 605 nt
Organism: Rhododendron vialii
Lineage: Eukaryota; Viridiplantae; Streptophyta; Magnoliopsida; Ericales; Ericaceae
Product: flocculation protein FLO11-like
Exons: 2
Coding region: 111-434 (107 amino acids)
Source: RefSeq, a predicted model, not a curated record